AUGUAUCCUCUAAGUUCCCAAAAGAAAUAUUGGACUUUUUCAAGUCCAGAACAGUUGAAUGAAUUGCGACUGAAACGGAAUCAAAAAUUCAUUGAAACUCAUGGAGCACAUAUGGAUGAUCAACAACGUAUGGAAUUCUUUUUGGAUGCCAAUGAGGAACAUUUGUUGCUGAAACAAUAUGAAAUCUAUUUAAAUGAUUUUUGUCGUCGCUUCGAACCAAUGAUGCCGAAAUGUGUCGUCGGAACAGCUAUACAUUAUUUCAAACGUUUCUUUUUGCACAACUCCCCAAUGGAUUACCAUCCCAAGGAAAUUUUAGCAACUUGUGUUUACUUGGCUUGCAAAGUGGAGGAAUUUAAUGUUUCCAUUGGUCAAUUUGUCAGCAACAUUAAAGGUGAUCGUAACAAGGCCAUGGAUAUUAUUUUGUCCAAUGAAUUGUUGUUGAUGCAACAUCUAAAUUACUACUUAACCAUACACAAUCCAUAUAGACCGGUGGAGGGAUUUUUAAUCGAUAUAAAGACUCGCAGUUCAAUGGUAAAUCCCGAACGUUUACGUCCGCACAUUGACAGCUUUAUUGAGAAGACAUUUUUCACAGAUGCCUGCCUUUUGUAUGCCCCAUCACAAAUAGCUUUGGCUGCUGUUUUACAUGCUGCCGGUCGAGAGCAGGAAAAUCUUGACAGCUAUGUCACGGAUAAUCUUUUAAAUGGUGCACGGGAAAAAUUACCAGCCCUUAUUGAAGCCAUUCGAAAAAUUCGAAUUAUGGUUAAACAGUAUGAAGUACCACUCAGGGAUAGAGUUAAAUUGAUUGAAAAGAAAUUGGAAAAAUGCCGAAAUCAAGAAAAUAAUCCAGACAGUGAAAUUUACAAAGAACGUAUGCGCAAAAUGUAUUGCGAUGAUGAUUUGGACGUUGCCGAGGAUACCUCAUAUUAUAUAGCCGAUUCCAGUGCGGAUAUGUCCGCUUUAAACAUGAGUCAAUAAGAUAUAUUUGUACU
This is a messenger RNA of Musca vetustissima, 989 nucleotides long. RefSeq names its product cyclin-H (gene CycH). The record is from RefSeq and is a predicted model, not a curated record. The transcript has 6 exons. Gene Ontology annotation, cellular component: transcription factor TFIIK complex; nucleus. NCBI's taxonomy places the organism in Eukaryota, Metazoa, Arthropoda, Insecta, Diptera, Muscidae. The coding region runs from base 1 to 975 and encodes 324 amino acids. Gene Ontology annotation, biological process: regulation of cyclin-dependent protein serine/threonine kinase activity; DNA-templated transcription; regulation of transcription by RNA polymerase II. Gene Ontology annotation, molecular function: cyclin-dependent protein serine/threonine kinase regulator activity.